UUAGCGUCCAGGAAGAGCAUCUCCUUCUAUGGCUGUGUACUGCAAAUGUUUUUCUUUGCUUGUUUUCCUGAUGCGGAGUGCUUUAUCCUGGCAGCAAUGGCAUAUGACCGCUAUGCAGCCAUCUGUAAACCAUUGCUCUACUGCACACUGAUGUCUAGGAGAGUAUGUAACUGCUUCAUUGUGUUGACAUACUUAGGUGGAACCAUGAGUUCAAUGGUGCAUGUCUGCUUCACAUUCAGGCUGCCCAUUUGUGGCUCCAAUAUUGUCAACCAUUUUUUCUGUGACAUCCCGCCUCUCCUGGCUUUAUCAUGUGCAGAUACCCAUAUCAACGAGCUUCUGCUCUUUGCCUUGUGUGGCUUCAUCCAGACCAGCACUUUUGUGGUCAUAUUUAUCUCUUACUUCUGCAUCCUCAUCACUGUUUUGAGCAUCAAGUCCUCAGGCGGCAGAAGCAAAACAUUCUCCACCUGUGCUUCCCAUCUCACAGGAGUCACCUUAUUCUAUGGAGCCCUCCUGUUUACGUACUUACGCCCCACCACCGAUUACUCUCCUGACACUGAUAAGGUGAUUGCAUUGUUUUAUACUGUUGUCUUUCCCAUGUUCAACCCAAUAAUCUACAGCUUCAGAAACAAGGAUGUAAAAAAUGCUCUCAAAAAGCUAUUAGAAAGAAACCGGAUUUUCAAAUGA
Messenger RNA from Galeopterus variegatus (Sunda flying lemur), 684 nucleotides. RefSeq names its product olfactory receptor 5AS1-like. Gene Ontology annotation, biological process: sensory perception of smell; G protein-coupled receptor signaling pathway. The annotation marks the transcript as partial. The record is from RefSeq and is a predicted model, not a curated record. Gene Ontology annotation, molecular function: olfactory receptor activity; G protein-coupled receptor activity; odorant binding. Gene Ontology annotation, cellular component: membrane. The transcript has a single exon. NCBI's taxonomy places the organism in Eukaryota, Metazoa, Chordata, Mammalia, Dermoptera, Cynocephalidae.